ACCCGUGGCCCUCCUAAGAGCAGUCAGGGUCUUUCCUGUCCACGGGGAACUCCCGCAGAGAAUCUGCUGCCCUCCCUCGAUGAUUUUCUGUCCGCUCUUCCCGUUUCUUUCAGUGAUCCAGUCCCUCAUGGCUCAGCAGUGUUUCCACAGUGAAUAUUUUGACAGUCUGCUGCAUGCUUGCAAACCAUGCCACUUGAGAUGUUCCAACCCUCCUGCAACCUGUCAGCCUUACUGUGAUCCAAGCAUGACCAGUUCAGUGAGAGGGACAUACACGGUGCUCUGGAUCUUCUUGGGGCUGACCUUGGUCCUCUUUUUGGCACUUUUCACACUCUCAUUCUUGCUGAGGAAGAUGAACCCCGAGGCCCUGAAGGACAAGCCUCAAAGCCCAGGUCAGCUUGACGGAUCGGCUCAGCUGGACAAGGCCGACACCGAGCUGACUAGGAGCAGGGCUGGUGACGAAAGGAUUCUUCCCCGAAGCCUGGAGUAUACAGUGGAAGAGUGCACCUGUGAGGACUGUGUCAAGAGCAAACCCAAGGGGGAUUCUGACCAUUUCUUCCCGCUUCCAGCCAUGGAGGAGGGGGCAACCAUUCUUGUCACCACGAAAACAGCUGACUACGGCAAGUCAAGUGUGCCAACUGCUUUGCAAAGCAUCAUGGGGAUGGAGAAGCCGACUCACACUAGAUAAUGAGCUUUCUAACUGGUGUGAAGCCGCUUUGAGAACCUUUUGUCAGGAGAGCUGAUGCCUUAGAUGUCUUUAGGAUGACCGUUUAUCAACCAAGAAUACAGCUUUUUGUUCUUUAA
This is a messenger RNA of Mus pahari (shrew mouse), 801 nucleotides long. RefSeq names its product TNF receptor superfamily member 17 (gene Tnfrsf17). The transcript has 3 exons. Gene Ontology annotation, molecular function: signaling receptor activity. Bases 80 to 685 code for a protein of 201 amino acids. Lineage: Eukaryota; Metazoa; Chordata; Mammalia; Rodentia; Muridae. The record is from RefSeq and is a predicted model, not a curated record. Gene Ontology annotation, biological process: tumor necrosis factor-mediated signaling pathway.